This is a messenger RNA of Trichobilharzia regenti, 786 nucleotides long. NCBI's taxonomy places the organism in Eukaryota, Metazoa, Platyhelminthes, Trematoda, Strigeidida, Schistosomatidae. The record is from the annotation of a GenBank genome assembly.
AUGUCGCGCUUAUUCUUCUACAGGCGUAUGAAGGAUGUCAUUAAUCGUCUCCCGGGACAUUACAAAAGAAGAUAUUUGGAAAAUCAGAAUAACUUAGCCAAUGAAAAUUUUCUCGCCACAUCUUUAAUUGCGAAAGAAGAAAUUGGGGCUGUAUUUCCUAAUACAUAUUUUGACUCACGACUCAAUGUCGUUUACCCGCCUGAGUCUCAAAAGUGCUUGUGGGGUGGGGAGGGAAUUGUUCAGGGCUACUGGGAGAAGAAGAACCAGAGACCCAGGUUUCCAAAAGUAUGGCGUCCUGAUCUUAUGGAACAGUUGUUUCAUAGUGAGAUCUUAAACCGUUGGAUGGUUAUAAUUGUAUCGAAAACUGCACUAAAGCAGAUUGAAGAGUCUGGCGGUUUUGAUUUUUACAUACUUUCGACUCCGGAAUCAAAGCUUAAGAGUAGACUUGGGAUGCAGCUUAAGAGGGACAUGUUGAUUACCCUUGCGAAAGCAGAAGAGGAUGGGAUUAUUCCAAGCAGUCUGCAGAAGUUCUCAAGAUUUAUAAUACCUCUUGAAGAAGCCGAAUGGAUUGGUCUUACACUAGAAGAAGCUGUUAAAAAACAGAUGAAAAUAGAACAUGAGAUAGCCAGAAGCCAAAUAAAACCAUUGAAGCUUGUUUUGGCGGAAAACCUGAUUGAUAAAUUGAUCAACUCUGUUGAAAAAGAAAAAGGUGAGGAAGGUGAGAAAUCAUCUGGCUAUCUGUCUAAAUUCUUCAAUAGACAAACAUCUGGUAGUAAAAGUGUAUGA